Messenger RNA from Hydatigera taeniaeformis, 726 nucleotides. The record is from the annotation of a GenBank genome assembly. NCBI's taxonomy places the organism in Eukaryota, Metazoa, Platyhelminthes, Cestoda, Cyclophyllidea, Taeniidae.
AUGAUUUGUUUUAAGUUUUCUGAAGAGGCGGUCAUUCCGGACUCUACGUCGACGAAGCGUACGGUGGCGAUGCUUUCCCUGGUGCUGAAGUCGCGAGGUGUCUGCGUUUCGAAGUUUUGCCCGCCUUGUGCAUUGUACAGUUCCUCGAAAUCUUCAGUACCGAGCAGUCUGAAGCAGCCUGCUCCCAAUCCCGACCAUCCUUGUGAAGAAGUUAGCAAGUAUAAACCAUAUAGUCCAUUUCGAGUGACUCCAUCUAAUAAGGUUGAAUAUGCUAUUGCCCGUCUGGAUGACUUAAUCAAUUGGGCUCGGAAGAACUCCAUUUGGCCAAUUACAUUCGGUUUGGCCUGCUGUGCUAUUGAGAUGAUGCAUAUGGCUGCUCCUCGAUAUGACAUGGAUCGCUUUGGCGUAGUAUUCCGAGCGAGUCCGCGUCAAUGCGACCUGAUGAUCGUUGCAGGCACAUUAACUAAUAAAAUGGCUCCUGCUCUUCGUCGUAUCUGGGAUCAGAUGCCACACCCAAAAUGGGCGAUUUCGAUGGGCUCUUGCGCAAAUGGCGGUGGCUACUAUCACUAUAGCUACAGUGUUGUUCGCGGUUGUGAUCGCAUUAUCCCGAUCGAUAUUUUUGUUCCUGGUUGUCCACCCACUGCUGAAGCGCUGUUGUACUCGAUUCUGCAAUUGCAGAAGAAGAUAAAGAACAUGAAAACCCAGCAAAUGUGGUAUCGCAAAUAA